Rotaria sp. Silwood2 is the source of this 1614-nucleotide messenger RNA. NCBI's taxonomy places the organism in Eukaryota, Metazoa, Rotifera, Eurotatoria, Philodinida, Philodinidae. The record is from the annotation of a GenBank genome assembly.
AUGCUAAUAAAUGAACAAGGCUUUUUUUCUCAUAUUAAUUUAUCAAUUGCACGUUAUCAUCAAUUUAAUACAAUUCUUUGUUUUCUUCCAUUGGAUGAUAUUCAAUCACUCGCAAUUGAUAGUGAUGCAUCCCCACUUCAAUUAACUCGUUGGCCUUAUUUACCUCGUUUGAGAACUCCGCGUAUCAUUGGCGCAUAUAAUUAUGAUGAUCUUUUAUUGUUUCUUUUGCUUCAUGCAGCUACACUCACGCAUCUCAUCAUCAAAUCAAACAAAAGAUUGAUUUCGCAUGGUUCUUCGAUUAAAUUCAAUUAUCCAACAGGUGACAUGGUGAUGUUAUUAAAUAAUAUUCUUCUUAUUCAUUUAUCUGCACUUCGAUCUCUCGAUUUGGGUAUGAAAUAUUACAGAACAUGUUGGCCUAUUACUACUGCAGUAGUUCCUCUUACCUAUCUACGUCUUUCUUUGCUAAAUAUGGAUAUCUUAAUUCGUCUUAUGUCAACACCACCACUCUUCCAAACAUUACGUCAAUUACACUUACAAAUAGGUGACAGUGACUUCAACAGUCAUUUUUCUGUAUCAAUGUUUCAUCUAUCGAUUCGAAUGAUUAAUUUACACACAUUUACUUUUGUUCAAACAUUUUUCUCGAUGUUAACCAUUGAAUGGACAGUUUUCGAAAUGCUGACAUCUUCAAAAAUUAUGCCUGUUCUUCGACAUGCCAAUGUGUCUAUCUUUAUUAAUAUUAAUGAUUUAAAUCGUAUUGGUUCAUCAUCACUUUUUACUGAUCAUCGUCAUGUUGAUAUUCAUUUUGUUUUCAAUCUUAUCAAUUUCGGUGCAACACUUCUUGUUAAUAAUUGGUCUGAUAGAUCAGAAUGGCUUACGGAUGGUGAUCCUUUUAGUCGCGGACGUCAAUAUUAUCAUAAUAUGUGGUAUACUCUUCCAUGGGCAUUUGAUGAGUUCUUUCACGAAUAUGUUCCAUACAAAUGGAUUACUAAAGUACAAGUGUUUGAACAACCUUCUCAAAAAAUAAUGACAAUUGAUCAAUCAUCUCUUCGUACACUAGAUGCAUCAGGUCCAACUUUGGCAUCAUCUAUAUACUCUUUACCUCAUGUGGUUUUAUUUGAUUGUAUUAAAACGUUCCACUUGUCCUUUUGGAAUACACCUGUUCCUAUAGAAUUAUCUACUCUUUGCAAUAUAACUCUUGUCAAUAGUAUUGGCUUUUUGAACGAUUUAUCAUUUCCAACAAAUGUUCGUUCUAUUCGUAUUCUACUUUUUUAUAACUAUCCUAAUUAUAUGCUGCCAAACUGGUCAAUGGUUUUACAUACACUUUCAACUUGGCCACAAUUGCGUUCAUUACGUGUAUUUAUGUAUGACUUACCAGAAACUGUCGAUGAUAAAAAUUGUGAAAUAAUUGCAAAGAUAGCAUCGUUAGUUAGCGACUUUGGCUUUUGCUUUAGACAUAAAUUCGGUUUGGCAGAUGCUGAUGAACUCAAAACUGUAUUUAAAAAUCAUAAAAAAUUUAUUAAACAAUUAGGCGAUUGUAUUCUAUUGUCUUUUGACAAACAACAACCUUAUUAUUCAAUUGAAAAAGAUGAAUGUGGACUCAUUAUGUGGUUUUAA